GCCCCCGCGCCCCGCCGCCGCGGGGAUGUCGUACAAGCCGAACUUGGCCGCGCACAUGCCCGCCGCCUCGCUCAGCGCCGCUGGGAGUGUCCACCCGCCUUCCACCAGCAUGGCCACGUCCUCCCAGUACCGCCAGCUGCUGAGUGACUACGGGCCACCAUCUCUAGGCUACACCCAGGGGACUGGGAACAGCCAGGUGCCCCAGAGCAAGUAUGCCGAGCUGCUGGCCAUCAUCGAGGAGCUGGGGAAGGAGAUCAGACCCACGUACGCGGGGAGCAAGAGCGCCAUGGAGAGGCUGAAACGAGGCAUCAUUCACGCCAGAGGGCUGGUUCGGGAGUGCUUGGCCGAGACGGAGCGGAACGCCAGGUCCUAGUGGCCUCCUUCCCCUGGAAGCUUUUCCAUCUUCUUCCAAGACAAGAAGUUACAGUUCAUCUCCCCUCUUCAGAAGAAACUCUUGCUUUCAAAAUGGUAACAGUUUGGUUUUCCUCCUGUGUGCCUCCCAUGAUUCCUUAGGCUCUGACCCUACUACUGUCUCUAAGAUGGAGAGAAGAUUUUGGCAGUGGAUUAGGGCUUGCAUUUUAAAUAGUUAGCAACGCCCAGGUUGGUUUUUUCCCCCAAGCAUUGAUGCUCAAGAUGCGUGUCAGGUCACCUGUCCCACCGCAGACGGGCUGCCCGCAGCGCUGGGCCAGGUCAGCCUCUUCUGUUACCCAGAGGGCCUUUCGUUCCUUUCCGUAAGCUAACCCAGCUGGCGAGGGUGCUCAGUGCCCACCGACAGCACCUUCCUUAGGGGCCGCGCCUUUCGUCAUACAGCGUAGAUUCUGCUUCAUGUAACUUCUUUUUUGCUUAAGCAUUUGCAUGACAAUUAGUGCUUUGAAGUCAACUUAAAAAACGCACAAGUUAUAAAUACAGAAGAAAGAGCAACUGCCAAGCUACCAAGCCUGACCCCGAGGCGUUCCCACGGAGACUGGACACAGGUUCCAGCUCUGCCUUUCUGGAAGUUGGUCCAAACAUCUGGAAGAAAACGACUAAAACCGUUUGCAUCUUUGUAUGUAUUUAUUACUUGAUGUAAUAAAGCUUAUUUUCAUUAACAAUUCGUAUGAGGAUGUGGGUUC
Messenger RNA from Talpa occidentalis (Iberian mole), 1112 nucleotides. RefSeq names its product cyclin dependent kinase 2 associated protein 1 (gene CDK2AP1). The transcript is spliced from 4 exons. Lineage: Eukaryota; Metazoa; Chordata; Mammalia; Eulipotyphla; Talpidae. The coding region runs from base 26 to 373 and encodes 115 amino acids. The record is from RefSeq and is a predicted model, not a curated record. Gene Ontology annotation, cellular component: cytoplasm; nucleus.